Molecule: messenger RNA, 2311 nt
Organism: Stegastes partitus (bicolor damselfish)
Lineage: Eukaryota; Metazoa; Chordata; Actinopteri; Pomacentridae
Gene: znf653
Product: zinc finger protein 653
Exons: 11
Coding region: 10-1989 (659 amino acids)
Biological process (GO): regulation of transcription by RNA polymerase II
Cellular component (GO): nucleus
Molecular function (GO): transcription coregulator activity
Source: RefSeq, a predicted model, not a curated record
CAGGCAGCGAUGGCGCACCGCCUGGCAGAGCUGGAGGCUCCUCUGGACGCUCACCAAGCCGGGGACCAGGGCAAGAAUGUCCUGAGGCGCUGCAGAGGGAGACCCAGACUCACGGACUCUGACCGGGCACAGAGGCGUCUCCAGUCCCGGAAGAAGUACGACGUGAGGCGGGUUUACCUCGGAGAGGCGCACAAGCUGUGGAGCGAGCUCCGCCGGAGGACCAGUCUGAGUGAUGCCGGGCUGGCUGAGUACCUGAUCCUGCUCAACUCCACCUACGGAGAGAAGUACCAGCAGAAAUACUGCGGGAAGAAGAUUGCUCCAGAAGUGUCAGUAAAACAGAAAAGAGGUAAGCGGUGCCUCUCACAGAUCAGUCAUCUAGUUUGUUUACACCAAGACCGGUCGCACUCCUGCCCCCACGAGCCCCAGCUCCGAGCUCUGGAGCCCCAGUCCAACUUCUCCACCGCCGCCAUCUGGCAGUGUGACUCCAACCACUCGUUUGUGCAAUACCUUUUCUCCCCGCUGAGGGAAGCGAGUGACUCCGAUGAAGGAGGGAACAGGGAUGGAGACGGAGAAGCAGCAAAGACGGACAUGCUGGUGGCGAAAGGCGCUGUGAGCCGCAAGAGGAGGAAGGAGGCUCACAAGCAGUUCAAAGAUGUGGAAGAAAAUGUGGAUGAUUCUGAGGCGCAACAUACGACUGUGAGCUCCAUAGAAGAGGCUGCAGCUCUAAACCACCAGCCCAGCUUAGAGGCCAGGGACGCCCCGCUGACAGGACAGCCCGUCUGGGAGAUGGAGAUGGAGAUGGUGCGACAGCAAGGUUCCCUCACUGCAGCGUUUCGCUCCAUCCCUGCAGAGGAGGAGGAGGAGGAGGAGGAGGAAGAAGAGGAAGAGGAGGCUGAGGAUCUGAGACGAGGCAAGGAUGGAGGGGAGGCAGAAGGAGAGCGGCUCAGAGAGGAAGAAAUCAGGACUGUUCGGCACGACUACGAGUGCGUUACAGUGACGUCGUCUUUAGCUGAUGAACUGGAGAAGGCCGACGAGGACUCGGUGCUGUCGCAGAGCCUGAGCGGAUCGGUCCCUCUGGGCGCUCAGCCGGAGCUGUCGGUCCCUCCGCCCAUGCAGGUACAAGAGCAGAGCGAGCUGUUCGACCCUCAGACUCUGCAGACGGUGGUGACCGGCUGCGAGAUGCCCGACCAGAGGACGGCCUUGGAGGGCUCGCAGUUAAUCAUCAUCACUGGCCCCAGCUACGAGGCGCUGGCAUCAGAGGGGAUCCAGCUCAACAUGGGCAGCGGAAACGUCGAGGAGGUUACGUGCACUGUCAUCGGAGGUGUCACCUACAACCAGGUGUGCGCGUCUGACUCAAAAAUCCGAACUGCAGAGGAUGAAGACUCCAUGACAGGUCUGAGCGACAAACAGCUGCUGCAGCCGACUGUGGACACUCUGGAGCUGAGCAGCGACCGCGAGUUGCAGAGGAGUCUGAGCAGCGUCCGUUCAAAGAGGAGCAGACGAGGUCCGGUCAUCGAGGCUGACGGGAUGCUCAAAAUGUUCCACUGUCCGUAUGAGGGCUGCAGCCAAGUCUAUGUAGCAAUCAGCAGUUUUCAGAAUCAUGUGAACCUCGUUCACCGGAAAGGCAGGACCAAGGUCUGCCCACACCCCGGCUGUGGGAAAAAGUUCUACCUGUCAAACCACCUGCAUCGACACAUGAUCAUCCAUUCAGGGGUCCGAGAUUUCAUCUGUGAGACGUGCGGGAAGUCAUUUAAGCGCAAGAAUCAUCUGGAAGUUCACAGACGGACUCACACGGGAGAGACACCGCUCCAGUGUGAAAUCUGCGGCUACCAGUGUCGCCAGCGUGCGUCCCUGAACUGGCACAUGAAGAAACACACUCCGGAGGCCCACUACAACUUCACCUGCGAGUUCUGCGACAAGAGGUUCGAGAAGCUGGACAGCGUCAAAUUCCACAAGCUGAAGAGCCACCCUGACAAGCAGGCCACCUGAGGUGUCCCCACGCCGCCCACCGGAGCCGAAGCAGCGCGGGAUUAGAAAGCGAAGGAAGACUUCUAAGUGAAGAGAGAAGACGUUCCUUUGCUGGGUUUGUCUCGCCUCUCAUGUCGAGGAUGAUGUGAACGUCGCCUGUGUUCAUCCACGGAGGCAGAAGUGGACCAACAGCUGUGCAGGACACAAGCUGAGGCCGAUCGCAGGUGUUUGGUACAGCAACAGAAAAAAACCAUAAUCAGUUUGUGACUAUUUGCUAAACCCCUCCUGAGCGAUUGCUGUUUAGCAUCCUUAGCAAACUUAGCUAGGGUUGACUUAAGGUCUU